GGCUAUUUAAUCGAACAGGUACAACUCAAAUCUGUGCCACUGCUAGUUCAUGCCUAUUAUACACUCCACAUUAACUUCCCCAGUUGUUCCACCCCCUGUUUUCCUCCCUCUCUCUCUUCCUCGGCCCCUUUUCUAGAGAGAGAAGAAGAAAUGGGAAGGAUGGGAGUGUGGUUGCUUGUGGGAAUGGUGGGAAUGCUUAUUCCUGUUCAUGGCCAAGAUCAAAUCCCAGGUUUCAUAAGUAUCGACUGCGGGGCACCAAAUGAUUACUACGACAUCGAACUCGGUAUUUAUUACAAGAAAGAUGAAGGAUUUGUAGAUUCUGGGGAGAACCGGCAAAUUUCCACUCUCUUCAUCAACGAGAACAAAUGGCAACAGUCGAAAAACUUGAGAUUCUUUCCUAACGGAACAAGAAAUUGUUACACACUUCGACCUGAGCAAGGCAAGGGCAACACAUAUCUGAUCCGCACCUUAUUCUACUAUGGGAAUUACGACAACAAGAAUCAGCAGCCCAUAUUCGACUUGCACAUUGGGACUGAUUAUUGGACCACAGUGAACACAUCCAACUGGACUUCUUAUGAGAUAAUCCACGUCCCUACGACUGAUAACAUUCAAGUCUGCCUCAUAAAUACUGGAAAUGGGGUGCCUUACAUUUCGGCACUAGAACUACGAUUGUUGGAUAGUUCAAUUUACCUGCUCAAUUCAGCAUCACUAUCGAACCACUGGCGAUAUGACAUCGGUAGUUCAGUCAUGUAUAGGUAUCCCCAAGAUAUCUACGAUCGCCUAUGGUCAGCAAAAAUUUACAACUCGACCAUACCAAUCAAUAUCACGUGGACCCCCAGUCUAAGCGACAACAACGAUGCAUACAGAGUUCCAGCAGAAGUACUGGGGACAGCUCAAAGAGCAACUGACGCCAAUUCUUCCAUACAUCUAUCUUGGCCCUCAAAUUCCACCAACAAAUGGUGCAUUUAUUUCCACUUUGCCGAAAUAGAGAGCUUGCCGAGUGGCCAAAAGAGGGAGUUCACGAUAUCCGUGAAUGGUAAAUUGGCUGAAACUGUUACUCUGGAGUACCUGAAGCCACUAACUGUUGCAUCGCCCCUGGUCAGCGGGUCCAAAAUUAACUUAUCGAUCAAGGCAACGCCACAAUCUGGCCGAUAUCCACCAAUCCUCAAUGCUGUUGAAUUCUUCACCAUUGUCGAGCUCCGAAACAUACUAACAGCAAUGGAUGACAUUACAGCUAUCAAUGACAUCAAGAAAAGGUACAGCAUAUACAGAGACAGCUGGCAGGGCGAUCUGUGUGCACCUAGAGACUUCAUAUGGGAUGGCCUGGAAUGUAGUUACGACAAUCCUCCACGAAUCAUAUCACUGAACUUAAGCUCCAGCCAAUUGAUGGGCGAUCUAGCUGCUUCGCUCUCUGAUUUACUAGCAUUAGUGUCCUUAGAUCUUUCCGGUAACCAAUUCACUGGGCUGAUACCAGAAUCUUUGGCGAAAUUGCCGAACUUGAAAUUUCUUAAUUUAAGUGAAAACAACUUCACUGGAUCUAUUCCUGAGAGCCUUCAGAAGAAGAUCGAUGACAAACAAUUGCAAUUACGUGUGGAAGGCAAUCCUCACCUUUGCCUAGAAGAUUCUUGUAAGCCGAAAAAGAAGAGGAAUUCCUACAUUAUCCCUGUAAUCGCUGCAGCUUCAGGCUCAGUUGCCAUCCUCUUAGUAGCUCUAGCUAUCAUUUGGAGAUGUAAAUGCAAGAACAAAAAAGGGCAUAGAGAAGGGACAAUCAAGUUGAAAAACCGUCCCUUCUCAUAUACUGAGGUCUUAAAAAUUACUGACAACUUCAAGACUGUUAUUGGAGAAGGAGGAUUUGGAAAAGUUUACCUCGGAACAUUGGCAAACGGCACUAAAUCUGCCGUGAAGAUGCUUUCUCGGACAUCAAGACAAGGAUAUAGAGAGUUCAAAACAGAGGCCCAGCUGCUCAUGAUUGUUCACCAUAGAAAUCUGGUUUCCCUGGUUGGAUAUUGUGAUGAUGCCGAGAAUAUGGCAUUAAUAUACGAGUUCAUGGAAAAUGGGGAUUUGAGGCAUCACUUAUCAGAUCAGAGCAGUACAUACGUCUUGACUUGGAAGGAUAGGCUACGAAUCGCAGUUGAUGCUGCACAAGGAUUGGAUUAUCUCCACAAUGGCUGCAAACCACCUAUCAUCCACAGAGACCUGAAGACUUCAAACAUCUUGUUGAAUGAGAGCAUGCAAGCGAAAAUUGCCGACUUUGGGCUAUCAAAAGCUUUUGCCGCAGAGAAUGAUUCUCAUAUCUCGACACGUCCUGCUGGCACUCCAGGGUACCUCGAUCCUGAGUUUCAGUCGUCUGGAAACUUAAAUAGGAAGAGCGAUGUUUACAGCUUCGGAGUCAUUCUCUUUGAGCUGAUCACUGGAUACCCCGCUGUGAUAAGGAGUGGAAGUGGAAACAUUCACAUUCUCCGGUGGGUGACUCCGAUCAUUGAAAGAGGCGACAUACAGAGCGUAGUGGAUCCAAGGUUAGAUGGGAAAUUCAAUGUCAACUCCGCAUGGAAAUUGGUUGAGACAGCAGUAUCAUGUGUACCGACAACUGCAGUCCGUAGACCUGACAUAAGUCGUGUAUUAGCCGAAUUGAAGGAAUGUUGGGACAUAGAAAUGGCACUCGAGAGAAGCCAGAGGAUGGGAAGCAGCAAGAUAAGAUCCACCGAGGCCUUUGAGAUGAUGUCUGUGGAACUCGAUGACUAUGAGUCUGUUCCUAUUGCCAGAUAGCAGUUUAUGUAUCUGCAUAUUCAAAUUUCUCAGGGUAUCGUAGACUGGCGUAGUGACAUUAUCAUGCGACAUGGACAUGUUCGAAUAAUGGAUGAAUAGCCUAAAUAAACAAUUUCUUCUAUAAAUAAGUUGCUUUCUUUAUUGUA
Molecule: messenger RNA, 2912 nt
Organism: Punica granatum (pomegranate)
Lineage: Eukaryota; Viridiplantae; Streptophyta; Magnoliopsida; Myrtales; Lythraceae
Source: RefSeq, a predicted model, not a curated record